Messenger RNA from Ochlerotatus camptorhynchus, 1336 nucleotides. RefSeq lists its product as uncharacterized. NCBI's taxonomy places the organism in Eukaryota, Metazoa, Arthropoda, Insecta, Diptera, Culicidae. Gene Ontology annotation, molecular function: N,N-dimethylaniline monooxygenase activity; flavin adenine dinucleotide binding; NADP binding. The transcript has 2 exons. The coding region runs from base 35 to 1300 and encodes 421 amino acids. The record is from RefSeq and is a predicted model, not a curated record.
AGCAAGUGGCGCACCCGCGGUUGAUCAAGUGAUAAUGUCCAAGUUCACCUACGGCAUCAUUGGAGCUGGAUUGGCCGGUGUCAAUGCCGCAAGACAUGCCUUGGAGGCGGGAGGCGAUGUAACGAUUUUUGAGCAGACGAGCAAAGUAGGUGGCACUUGGGUUUACACUGAUGAAACUGGAAAGGACAAGUAUGGGUUGGACAUCCAUACUAGUAUGUAUCAGGGGCUGAAGACGAACAUCCCGAAGGAGAUCAUGGGAUUUCCGGAUUUCCCCAUUGGACAGCAGGAGGAAUCAUACGUGACAGCACAGGACGUGUUGAAAUUUAUUGAGCAUUUUACUGAAAAGUUCGAACUGUACAAGCACGUCAAGUUUGAGCAUCACGUGAUCCGCGUAACACGGAAGUUGGAUUGUGAGAAAUGGGAGGUCUUGGUGAAGAACCUCCCGGCCAACAGUUACGAUACGUACCUGUUUGACUACAUCCUCGUCUGCAAUGGUCACUUCUUCAGUCCAUUCGUACCGAAAAUCGCGGGUCAUGAAGUGUUCAAAGGUCGCCAAAUGCAUAGCCACGACUACCGGUGUCCUGAUCCGUUUCAAGGGAAAAAUGUGGUAGUGAUUGGUGGAAGUCACAGUGGUAUGGAUGUAGCAAUCGCCGCGGCUCCACUUGCCAAGCAGCUUACUCUGAGCCAUCGCUGUCCGGAAAGGUUGAACAUCUUCUGCGAUAAAGUUGUGCAGAAACCGGAGAUAGCCAAAAUCUAUGAAAACGAAGUGGAAUUUGCCGAUGGUACACGGCAAACGUGUGAUGUUCUGAUCUACUGCACGGGCUAUCGGACGAGUUUUCCGUUUCUUAGCGUAGACUGUGGCAUCACGGUAGAGGAGAACCAUGUGCAGCCAUUGUACAAGCACUGCAUUAACAUUCGGCAUCCAUCGAUGGCGGUGAUCGGAUUGCCGUUCAGUGUAUGUUUCACCAUGAUGGUGGAUUUGCAGAUAAGAUUUUGCAUAAAAAUGUUCAGCGGAAGCAAACGACUACCUUCGGAAGCGGACAUGGCUGCCGAUACCAAGGCGGAUGAGGAGGAACGUGCCAGGAGGGGAUUUCUCAAAUGUCAAGCGCAUAUGCUGUCCGGUGAUCUCCAGCAGCGAUACUACGACGAUCUGGCCCGGAUAGCGGAAAUUGAACCGUUGAAGCCGGUACUGACGAAGUUGUAUGCGGUUUGCGUGCGGGAGAAGAAGUUGGAUAUUUUGAAUUACAGGAAUAAUGUGUACCGGGUCGUUGACGAUGACAAUUUCAUCAAAGUUAAUUGAGUAGAGUAUGGUGGUUUUUAAAUUGAAACACAUUGA